AUGGCGGAUGUAAACUUGGGAAAUUCAACAAGCAUUUGCGACAUCCACUCAUUUGUGUCCAGCCGCACACUAAUUGGAUCGAUGCUAAUAAUCACUAUUCUUGUUGGAGGGACUGGAAACGUCAUCCUUGGAAUUUUCAUUGCCAGAAGAGGAGAAAUGCAGUCCCGGAUCAACAUCAUCUUAGCCACCAUAGCUAUAUCUGACGCUUUCAUUUCACUCAUCUGUGCUCCAGUAGAGUUUGCCAGCAUAACGCUCGAACCACAAACCUUUGGAUACAUUUGGUGCCACGCCCAUGCUUUCGUACUCUCGCUUCUGAUUAUGCAAAAUUUCGCUCUGCUUAUUGUCAUCAGCAUUGAUCGCUAUUUCACCCUCGUGCAUGGUUCUGAUAUGCUGAAGAAGUGUCGUAUGUCCCUCCUGCUUCCUUGCUGUUUUGUGAUUGCGGCUGCUAUAUCCUCUUUACCACUUUUUGGUGUUGGGGGAGCUGUUUUUUCCCAGACGCACUGCAAAAGUCGGAUCGACCAUAAGGACAGAUUAUAUUAUCGAAUGUUUUCCAUCGUGUUCUUUUUUGUUCCUUUCAGUUUUCUUCUAGGAAUGUACGGAAGGAUAAUACUUAUCGUUCGAAAGACCACCCACAGAGUGAGGCCUUCAUUCACAAAUGGAAUGAGGUUCAGAAAUCCGAAAACAAAUUUUCGAUUCAAGAGGAAGACGUUUUACACAAUUCUUUGCUUAUUUUUCGUUUUCAUGGUAUGCAAAUUACCAAUGUUGGUAAACUUCCUGUUAUUGGAUGAUUGGCCUUGUCCUUUGCCUUCCUGGGCUUCACUUUUCAUUUACUUAAAUUCAUUAAUCAAUCCUUUCGUAUAUGCAACCAAAGUCAAACAAUACCGCAGAAUAAUAACUGGAAGAUUUAGUUUAAUUCCGAAUCGAGAAAGCAAUAUGACCCGUCGCAGAAAACGAAGCAGUGCGGAGAGCAUAUACAGAGUAUCUGUUAUUGAUUACAAUUCUGUAAUUUGA
Molecule: messenger RNA, 1011 nt
Organism: Uloborus diversus
Lineage: Eukaryota; Metazoa; Arthropoda; Arachnida; Araneae; Uloboridae
Product: high-affinity lysophosphatidic acid receptor-like
Exons: 1
Coding region: 1-1011 (336 amino acids)
Biological process (GO): G protein-coupled receptor signaling pathway
Cellular component (GO): membrane
Molecular function (GO): G protein-coupled receptor activity
Source: RefSeq, a predicted model, not a curated record